Molecule: messenger RNA, 3852 nt
Organism: Cynoglossus semilaevis (tongue sole)
Lineage: Eukaryota; Metazoa; Chordata; Actinopteri; Pleuronectiformes; Cynoglossidae
Gene: gphnb
Product: gephyrin b
Exons: 25
Coding region: 467-2701 (744 amino acids)
Biological process (GO): establishment of synaptic specificity at neuromuscular junction; Mo-molybdopterin cofactor biosynthetic process; glycine receptor clustering
Cellular component (GO): postsynaptic membrane; dendrite; cytosol
Molecular function (GO): molybdopterin molybdotransferase activity
Source: RefSeq, a predicted model, not a curated record
CUAAGUUCGAUGCGCUCGGCUCUGGGCCCUGCCGUGAGUUCUCGGUGCGGGCGACAGCAGCGCUGCUGAACAUGGCGUCAGACGGGAUGAUUUUAACGAACCAUGACCACCAAAUCCGGGUCGGAGUCCUGACAGGUAAACGCCGAAAACCGAACCCUUUCACCGUUUCCUCUCCUCGCUCGUCCAUUUCGCUCAUGUCUCCGUGGAUUAAUCUCCUCACCGGAUCUUCUUACAUGUCGGCUGGAUGUUGCGUGGCGGCGGCAGCAGCAGCAGCAGCAGCGGCAGCAGCAUCUCUCCGGGUUUUUUUAUUUUUAUUUUUUUUUUACCCUGCAGCCUCUUGAAGGCGACGCGGCUCUAAAGCGCAUCUCAUCUCACCGUGAGCGACAGCUGUUUUCGGAAUCUUGCAGAAGACCGCAGUGGCGUCAACCUGAAAGAUCUCGUACACGAUCCCUCCCUGUUGGGGGGUAUGAUCACAGCCUAUAAGAUCGUCCCGGAUGAGAUCGAUGAAAUCAAGGAGACGCUGGUGGACUGGUGCGACGAAAAGGAACUCAACCUCAUCCUAACCACCGGGGGCACCGGAUUUGCACCGAGAGACGUCACGCCAGAGGCCACUAAGGAGGUGAUAGAGCGGGAGGCUCCAGGGAUGUCGCUGGCGAUGCUGAUGGGAUCCCUCAACGUCACACCACUAGGAAUGCUGUCCAGACCUGUGUGUGGAAUCAGAGGGAAGACGCUCAUCAUCAACUUACCAGGAAGCAAGAAAGGCUCCCAGGAGUGCUUCCAGUUCAUCCUCCCUGCGCUGCCACACGCCAUUGACCUCCUGCGGGAUGCGGUGGUGAAGGUAAAGGAGGUGGUAGACGAGCUGGAGGACCUUCCGUCACCACCGCCGCCCCUCUCGCCGCCACCGAACAGCUCGCCACGCCGCCAGACGGAGGACAAGGGCGUACAAUGUGAGGAGGAAGACGAAGAGAAGAAGGACAGCGGCGUGGCGUCCACCGAGGACAGCUCCUCCUCCCACAUCACUGCUGCAUCCAUCGCUGCCAAGAUCCCAGACUCCAUAAUCUCGCGGGGUGUACAGGUAUUGCCCCGAGACACAGCCUCCCUCAGCACCACGCCCUCGGAGUCGCCCCGCGCCCAGGCCACGUCCCGCCUCUCGACGGCGUCCUGUCCAACUCCCAAAGCGCGGCUCCCCUCCUGUUCCUCCACCCUAAGCAUUGCUGAGGCCUCACGGAGAGAAUUCAGGGCUCACCUGGAUGAGGUCAUCACGCUCAAGUCAAGGUACUCUACCUUGGACCAGCUCCAGUGUAGGUUGGAGGGGCUUAAAGAUGAUCGCAGGAGGACCUUCAGCUCUCGAGUGCAGUCACGAUGCAGCAGCAAAGAAAAUAUCCUAAGAUCAAGUCACAGUGCAGUGGACAUCACCAAGGUGGCCCGAAGACACCGCAUGUCCCCGUUCCCCCUCACCUCCAUGGACAAGGCCUUCAUCACUGUGCUGGAGAUGACCGCCGUCCUGGGCACCGAGAUCAUUAACUACAGAGAUGGGAUGGGUCGAGUCCUGGCUCAGGACGUUUAUGCCAAAGACAACCUGCCACCCUUUCCUGCCUCUGUAAAGGACGGUUACGCUGUGAGAGCGGCUGACGGCCCGGGCGACCGCUUCAUCAUCGGAGAAUCCCAGGCUGGAGAGCAGCCCACUCACACAGUGAUGCCUGGUCAGGUGAUGAGGGUGACGACGGGUGCUCCCAUCCCCUGUGGGGCUGACGCUGUAGUGCAGGUGGAGGACACCGAGCUCCUCCGUGAGUCUGAAGACGGCACAGAGGAGCUGGAGGUACGAAUCCUAGUACAGGCUCGUCCAGGACAGGACAUCAGGCCCAUUGGUCACGACAUCAAACGUGGGGAGUGCGUGCUGGCUAAGGGCACCCACAUGGGUCCCUCUGAAAUUGGUCUCCUGGCCACAGUUGGAGUCACAGAGGUGGAGGUCCAGAAAUUCCCUGUGGUCGCCGUCAUGUCCACAGGAAAUGAGCUGCUUAACCCAGAAGACGACCUCCAUCCUGGGAAGAUCAGGGACAGCAAUCGCUCCACCUUGCUGGCCACCAUCCAGGAGCACGGUUACCCUACCAUCAACCUGGGCAUCGUGGGAGACAACCCCGAUGACCUGCUCAACGCUCUGAAUGAAGGCAUCAGCCGUGCUGACGUCAUCAUCACCUCAGGAGGUGUGUCCAUGGGAGAGAAGGACUACCUGAAGCAGGUGAUGGACAUCGACCUUCACGCUCAGAUCCACUUUGGUCGUGUCUUCAUGAAACCAGGUCUCCCAACAACAUUCGCCACCUUGGACAUAGACGGUGCUCGCAAACUAAUCUUUGCCCUCCCAGGUAGAAACCCCGUGUCCGCUGUUGUCACCUGCAAUCUUUUCGUCAUCCCUGCCUUAAGGAAGAUGCAGGGCAUUUUGGACCCUAGGCCUACCAUCAUCAAAGCGAGGUUGUCUUGUGAUGUGAAGUUGGACCCUCGCCCUGAAUACCACCGCUGCAUUCUGACAUGGCAUCACCAGGAACCUCUGCCGUGGGCACAGAGCACAGGGAACCAGGUGAGCAGCAGGCUGAUGAGUAUGCGCAGUGCGAACGGGCUCCUGAUGCUACCUCCCAAAACAGAGCAAUACGUGGAGCUGCACAAGGGCGAGGUGGUCGAUGUCAUGGUCAUCGGCCGGCUAUGAUGUAAUCACAGGGGGACGCAGAGGUGGCGUCAUAUAGCGCGGGUCGGAAUGGGUGGUUCACGGUGCAUGUCCACAUAUCAUUGACUAUUCUGUAAUAUGCAACGGCACAGCUAGUUUUUAUUGAUUUGGAUAACGUUGAGGUAUAGUCAACAUCUUGAUCACAACCUAGGUACAUAUGAGAAAAAUUAAUUUAAAAAGAUUAUAGUAUUUCAAACAAAGAAAAUAUAACUUUUAAUGAAAAAAACAAAUUAUAAAAAGAGAUUUAUUCUGUAAUAUAUUAUUAUGAUUAUUCUUAUUAUUAUUAUCAUUAUUCUUCUUAUUAUCAUUAUUAUAUUAAGGCAACUUUGUUCCUUUCAUUGCAAUUGCUUUGUGUGUUCAAUGCUAGACCUUAUCUAUAGCAGUAGCAUUUUAAUAGACAGAUGUAGGUGCCUGCCAGGACAAAAAAAGACAAUUAUUAUUUUCUCAUCUUUAGUGGAAAAAAAUAAUCUGCUUUUUUGAAAAAUGAAGACAAAAACACUGAGGAAGACUCCAGAUUUCCCAUGGUGCUCAGCUGGGAGGAAGAAGCACUUCCUCUUUUGAGCAGCCACCGAGGUGACGCUUCUGUUUUUCUCUCAUUAGUAUGCAUCAUAAUGGCUUCACAAAGAGCUUUGCUUGUUGUUUAUCUUGUGAGUCUUGUUUAUGUGCGCAGUGCCAAAUGCCUGGGCAGGGAAAGGUGAUGUUGGGAGAGCCAGAUGGGGGGGAGGGGGGGGACAUGCCCCAGUCAGCCCAGACCCUGAAGCUUCCUUAUAUUUACCGUUACCGGGUGUAAACUCUGCCCCAAGCCCUCCCCCCAGGGGCGAGCCAAACCUGGGGAAAAUAAUCUUUUAUUUGAUCAACUAUUUAAGAGGUAAUUUAAAAAAAACACACACAGAGAAAAGAAGCAGCUUCUUUAAGUGCUGACAGCCUUUUUAACCAACUUCACAAAAAAUGUACAGAAAAAAAAAAAACCAAGAACCAUAUUGUACAGAUAUAUGUGACCAGCACUCCUAAGGAAAUUAUUAAGCAAUGAGGAGACAUUGAACAACGCUGUACUAUAACAUUUUCUGUAAUGAUAUGAAACUGAUGAAAGAGACUAAGAUAAUAAAAAUCCUUGAUGAUUAUGUAAAAAAAAA